This is a messenger RNA of Moneuplotes crassus, 1410 nucleotides long. NCBI's taxonomy places the organism in Eukaryota, Ciliophora, Spirotrichea, Euplotida, Euplotidae. The record is from the annotation of a GenBank genome assembly.
AUGGAAGAAAUUUCUCAAAGAACAGGAAGUGACACCUCAAGUUUGGACUUCAAUCACACCAUAUCAUUGGUCAAAAAUUCGCAGAACCUCAAAGAAGCUGGCAGAAGGAAUACCAGCAAAUGGAAGGUUCAGAUGCGCAAGAUAAAUUUUAAGAAUUAGGACUUCAAAGACUAUCGUCUUUGGAACCUCUUUAAAUAAAGAACUUUGUGCACAAAGAGAUCAACUGGAUGAUUCUCAAUUUUUACAAAAUGGGAUUUCAAAUUUGAAAAAGCCAUAUGUCCCUGAUUUUGGAUAUGAAGGAGCAACUCCUGAGAUCUUAUUCGGCACUGCAAAGAAAGGAUGGGCUCUUAUAGCAGAUUCUAUACUCUCAUUCCCUAGGUUGGAAAGUUCUUCGAGGGUGAUAAAGAAAAUAGCCAAGAAAGUUUCUUCUAGUCGUAAGAGUAUGAAGAACAACAAGAUGGGCUUGAAUUUGUGCAAGCUUAAGCGUUAUAAUAAGUCCUUAAACUCCUCACUUGGAAGCCCAGUUCGGCCAAGGACUGAAAUGGAGAAUUUCUCGUUUAACAAAGUUGUUCGAAUAUCUCCAGAGCUGGAAGAGGCUGAUUCUCGGAUAAAACUUCAUAAGCCAGUAAAGAAGUUCAGGAUGAGAAAGAGAAGUAAAAAUAAUGGUGAUUUGAAUGCCUUUAAAAGAUAUCCCUCAAGAAUAGUCAAGUGCAGAGAAUUCACUGAAAGUGUCCCCAAGGACCUUAAUAAGCGAAAUAGUUCAUGUAAAAGAAGCAGAAAGUUUAGACUACAGAAUGGGAAUACAGUGAGAUUGUCUAAUUCUUUACAAAAAAAGGAUCUGUCGAAUAUUAAGUUUUGUAAGACAAAACAAAAGAUAAGGGAAUUCCUUUCAAACCAGAGUGGGCCUUUGUUUGAUGCCAACAUAAACAUCAGAAAUUUUGAUAUGAAGAACGAGCAGAUCAAGCUAGUACCUCAGAACGAGAAGAAAUGAGGAAAGGCCAUUAGUAAAUCCUUCAUCAGUCAAGAUCCCAAGGAGCUUAAAUAAGUUAGCUUCCGUUCAGAGUUCGAUCAGGAAGAUCAACAACCAAUUUCAUGAAUUCCUAAACCAAGAUUUGCCCUUGAAGCCGGAGCAGUUUAAAAAUAAGCUAGCCAACCACUUUUCUACGAAAUUAGUUGACAAUAAGCGCCUGAAAUAUGCUGCUCCCAUGACAGUGAUUUCAACAUCAGAGUCUUGAGUGCCAGAUCUUUCUGAGUCUCUCAAUCUGAGAGAGUCGGUUAAUGCACCAGGGUCUCAAAAGAAGCCAAGAUUCUUAGCCAUCUCCCCUGACAGCCAGGCUUAUGAUGAAAUGGUAUCGCAGAAGAACAAGCAGAAGAGGAUUUUUAAUAGCUAGGGUGGAUAAAUGAACUUCA